GGACAGUGGGAGUCCCAGGUGGGAAUUGCAGCCCCACCUCGUGUGCCCCAGCAGGUCCCCACGCCGGCACCGCUCCAGCUCCUCAUCGCCGGCGCGGCCCAAGGAGCGUCGGGAUGAGGAGAAGAAGGAGCUCAAGGACUCCAAGAAGGAGCGGCAGAUCACAGAGGAAGAUUUGCAGGGCAAGACAGAGGAGGAGAUCGAGAUGAUGAAGAUGAUGGGUUUUGCCUCCUUUGAUACCACCAAGGGGAAGAAGGUGGAUGGCGCUGCCAAUGCCUACGCCAUCAAUGUGUCCCAGAAGAGGAAGUACAGGCAAUACAUGAACAGAAAAGGAGGAUUCAACAGGCCCCUGGAUUUCAUCGCCUGACACUGGGACACGGCUCCCACCACGGAAGAAUUUCGCUUCCCUGCACUCUCCUGGGAGAGCUCUGAUGCUGGAUUUGGAAUUGGUGUUAUUCCCAACAAAUUCCACAGCCAGAGCCAGCAGGAGUUUCCAUUUCCCAAACUUUUGUUAUUAUUUUUCUUACAACCAAAGUCAGUUUCUGGCUGGGAUUUUGCUGUGUUUUCCCUGUUUUUGGGUGUGUUUCCCUGUUAAUAAAACCCCAGAUGUAUUUUUUCCUUUAA
This is a messenger RNA of Cyanistes caeruleus (blue tit), 621 nucleotides long. Lineage: Eukaryota; Metazoa; Chordata; Aves; Passeriformes; Paridae. The record is from RefSeq and is a predicted model, not a curated record.